AUGGGCACCAUACAAAAUAAAAGCUAUCUAGACAUAUUAAGAUAUUAUAGUAAAGAUGAAGUAAGAAAAAGAGACAAUGAUAGGGGUUUUGAAAAUGAAGGGAAUAAAGAGAAUAAUAAAUUAGUUACAUCAUAUAAUAAUUCAAAUAAUAACAUACUAAAAGUAAAUGAAAAUGAGUUUUUUUCACUUCUUUUGAAAGAUGAAGUUAAACAAAAGCAAAAAAAUUUUUCAGACAUGCAAUAUAAUAAAAAUAUAAAUAAUAAUGAAAACAAUUUAUAUGGAAUAUAUGCUAACCAAUUUGAUGGUUGUAAAUUAGCAGAUAAACUAAAACAAAAAUAUACAAAAAAAAAAAAAUAUAUAAAAAAAGAACAUUCAUUUAUUAAUAAGAAGUAUAUAAAAUUAGAAGAUUAUUUUUUAAAUAAUAGAAAUCCAAAAUUUUGUACUAUUUGUUUUCAUAAUAAUAAUAUAGAAUAUCUUGAAAAAUGUAAAGGUUGCUCUUUAUAUUUUCAUGUACAUUGUUAUAAAAUCUUUUGUGAUAAUUUUAAUUUAAAUAAAUUUCUAUGUGAUGUUUGUAUAGAAACAAAUUAUUAUAUUAAUAAAAAUCGAAAUAAUUAUCUAGCCAUUUUAGGAGAUCAAAAAAAAUAUAACUUCUCAUAUUCUACAAUCUAUGAAUCGGAUAAUACUGAACUUGAAGAUGCACACAAUGAAUAUGACGAUGUAUAUAUGGCAAACUUUUUUGAAAAGAUAAAUAAUUUAAAAUUUAAAAACAAUAAAGAUAAACAAGUACAAAUAAAUAAAUACAAAGAAUUAUAUACUAAACAUUUAAGUGAUAAUGAAUUAUGGGAUUCAAAUAAAUAUAUGAAAAAAAUGAAAGAAACUCAUUUUUUUAAAAAAUUAAGUAAGAAAAAAGGUGAAUCCCCUUCAAUUGGUAGCAAAUCAAAUAAAAAUGAAAAUAACAAUGAAGAGAUCGAAAAUUUUGAUGAGCAUGGUAAUGACAGUUGUAAUGAUGCAUAUCAAUCUGAUGCUCAACAUGAUAGAAAUAUUUUUAACUUAUUUGGAAUUUAUUAUAAUUCCUUUUCUACUAAUCAUUCAUCAAUAAGCAGAAAUAAUAAAGAUGUGAUAAAACAUUUGAAAGAAAGUCAACAAAUUAUUUCUAACAUGUUUCCUGAAAAGGUUGUAAAACAAAAUAAAAAUAAUAAAAGUAAUUAUAUUCAUCAUAUUCAGUACAAAAUGAGACGGAAAAUGCGAAGAGAAGUUAAAGAGUUGAACAAGUGUAAAACUGAUAAUGCUACUGAAUUUAGUGCAGAAGAUAGUACUGAACAUAAUAACAACAAGAUAAACAUUUCAUGUGAUAUAUGCAAUAAAUCAAAUAAUAAUAAUAAUAAUGUAAUAAUGAAGAAAGGGGAAAAUAAUAAAUGGUUUCAUUUAUGUUGCUUAUAUUAUAAUAAUAUAACAAAAAAUAAUUCAAUUAUUGAAAUAUAUUUUGAAUAUUUUUUCUUUAAUUAUUAUAAUGAAGAUUAUUUUGUUAAUCUUUAUGGAAGUUUAAAAAGUGUAAAUGAAAUAAUAAUAAAAAAAAUAAAAGAACAAUUAUUAAGCAAAUAUAAUAUAUUGAUACAUAGCCAUUCAUUUAAUUUCUUAUUGAAUCCAUAUUAUUAUAAUUUAACUCUUAAGCAAAUUAAAAAUAUUAUUUAUUAUAAUUUCAUUUUAAAAAACAAUUUUAUAUAUCAAGCUGGUGUAAAUAAUAAUACAAUCCCUUACUUAAAAAUGAAGCAAGAACAAACAGUAUCAUCAUAUAGAUAUAAUACUGUUCUUCAUCUUAAAAAUUUAUCACCUCAAAAUGUUAGUAAUUUGACAAGUGAUAAUUUUAGACUUAUAACUACCGAUCAAAGUUGCACGGGAAGUGUCAAUGAGACAUGUAGUGAUAGUAAUGGGGAUGAAGAGAGUGAUGAUUAUGAGCAAAGUCAAACAAGCUACAUUAUUAAUAAUAAAAAUUUUGAAAUAAAAAACUUAGAAGGUGAAGAUAGUUAUGAUGAAAUAUACGAAGAAGAAUUAACAGAUAAAAAUGAAUUGAAAAAAGAUACAGAAUCUAUGUAUUGUAUUGAUACAAAUAAUUGUACAAUCAUAAAUGAUGGAACUUAUUUUUGUGAAGAUGUAUCAAAUAUUAUAAAUAAUUAUACAAAAAAUGAAAUUAAUGAUAAUAUAAUUAAACAAAGUGAAUAUAAUAACAUGUUUAAAGAUAUUGAAAAACUUAUAUAUAGAAGAGAUUUUUUAAAUUUAAAUAUAAUAAAAAUAAUUAAAGAAAAAAUAAUUGAAUCUAUAAAAAUUAAUAAUUCAAAAAUUUGUAUAUUUUGUAAAAAAAAUGAAGGAAUUAAAACAAAAUGUAUGUACCCAUCAUGUUCUGAAUAUUUUCAUAUAUAUUGUUAUUUUAAUAAUUUUUUUAAUUCUUAUAAAAAAAAAAAACAAUUAAAUUAUUUCAAACGAGAUCUCAAAGUCUUUACUACUAUAAUGAAGAGAUUCAACAAAUUGGAAACAAAAAAAGAGAAAAAAAAAAAAAUAGCAAGCCCAUUAAAUGAUAAUGAGGAAAAUGUUCAAAACAGUGAAGGUAAUUCCAUUUCUACAUCUACUAAUUGUGAAAGCAAACAGGAAAAUCAAGAUGUCCCACUUUGUGAGAAAAAAACAAAAAAACGACGCAGCGAGUCGAAUCAAACAAAUAAAGGUGAACCUGUAGAUGCAAAAAAUGAUUCUAAAAAAGCAGAAUCUGUUGAUUGUAAUAAUAAGAAUGCCAGAAAAGUUAGAAGAAAAGUAGAAGCAGUUCAAACAAAUGGCGAUGGGGAAAACGUAAGCAACGUAAACAGCAUAAACAAUGGUAUCUAUGACAAAACGAGUCAGGGUGCUGAAAAUAAUAAUGUAGAUGUAGCGAAGUUAAAAAAAAAAGUGAUUAGCAAAAAUGGAAUGAAUGAAUUUGUUGCCGAUGAUGUAAAACUUAAGAAAGAUGAAAAAUUACAUGCUUUAGAAAAUGGUGAUGAAAAUGUUUUAAAAAAACAAAAGGGAGCAAGCAUACCUAUAGCAUAUAAUAAUACAAAUGUUAAUAUGAUUAAGAGUACCGAAAUAGAUAAUAAUAUGAUUGAAAUAAAUAUGAAAAAAGUUGGCAACAUUAAUUUUCCAAAUAAUGCUGGUACAAUAAGAGGAAUUCCAUUAUUGGGUGAUAGAAAUUUUGACAAAAUUGAAAAUAUGUUUUCUUCAAAUAAUAAAAUAAUACAAAUAAAUGAAUCAAAUUUAAAUAAUGAUAAAAAUAUUGGAAGUAUAAAAAUAAAUCAACCACAAAUUUUAAAUGAUCCAGAAAAAAUAUAUUUAGGGAAAAAUAUUAUGAUGGUAUACUCUUCACAGAAUGUAAAAAAUCGAGAAAAACAAGAUUUAAAUUUAAAGGGUACUAAUUCAAAACAUGUAUGUCAUAAAAUAAAAAAUAAUAAUAAUAUAAUUAGAAAUAAUUUUUCUAUUAUUGAUUAUAAUAAAUAUAUAAAUAGAGAAAAAACAGAAAUAGGUGGGGUACCAGGAUUUAUACAAAAUUAUGAAAACCAAGGACAUGAUUUUAUAUAUCCUAGCAUAAUAAAUAAUAAUCCUAAUUUUGAAAAUGAGAAUAUUGAUAAUAUAUCAUGUUCAUCUUCUUUAUUACUUGAUUCUUCUUCAUCUAAUGAUUUUUUUUCAAAAACAGAAAUAUCUGAUGGUUCUUCAGUAAAUUCUUUAUCACAAUUAUUAUCAAAAUCUUAUUGUUCAAUUUCUUCAUCUAAUAAUUUAUCAACAAUACCAUCUGUAUCUUCCUUUUCGUCAUUUUCGAUUUGUUCCAAUUCAUCUUCAGCUUAUUCACCAUCUUUUUGUGAUACAUCAUCUGAAAUUGCAUCUAGCUAUGAUUGUAUUUCUAAUACCGAUUCAGAUCUUUUUUCAGAUUCUUCUCACUCAUUAGUAUUCCCCUUACCCCAUACUAAAUUACCAAGAUCUAUUGAUUCUGUGAGUAAUCAAAAUAAUGUUUCUGAUGAAGGGGGAAAGCAAGAGAUGUUAGAUGUAAAAGUAGGUGAUUCUACAGAAAAUAGAACCCAAUUAGAUGUGAAAAAAGAAAAUAAACAAAUUCACUCAAAUUUCGCUUCUGAUUCAGGAGAUUUAUCAUCUGAUUUUGAUGAACAAAACAAAUUAAAUAAAUCAAUGUAUCUACAUAAGUCAACAUUAAAACGGAAUCGUAAUAAUAAAUGGAGAAACACUAAAUUAGAAUAUCUCUCAUGUAGUGAGCAUGAUAACAAUCAUAAAUUUUAUUAUAAAUUUUAUAAAUAUAAGAAAAAAAUGCAUGAUAUUAGACAAAAGAAGAGAGCAAAAGAAAAGUUGGAAAAGAUGGAAAAACUAAAAAAAAUGAACAAAUUGAAAAAUAUGAAAAAAAUGAUAAACACAACAAUGGUUAUGAAAAAAGAAAAGAAAAUUAAAAUGAAUGAAAAUACAAAAAUAACAAUAAAAAAAAAAAAAAAAAUUACAAUCGAAGAAACAAAAAAAAAGAAUAAUAAUAAUCAAUAUAAAUAUAAUGAUAAAGUAUCAGAUAAAUCAAAGAAAAAUAAAAAAGAAAAAAAAAAUACAUUAGGAUUGUAUAUAAAAAAUGUAGAAAUAACAUACAAUAAUAAUAUUCAACUAAAAAAUAUAAAACUGAUCAUGUGUGAUAAUCACAAUAAUGAAGAAGAUAUUGAAACUGUUAUGAAUAUAAAAUUAAAUACAUUUAACAAUAAAACAGAUAAUAAUUUGAAGAAUAUAUUUUAUUAUUAUUAUACAGAAUUUAUUAAGUCUGUUUUUUUUUCAGAUCAAUUUUCUCAUCCUUUUGAUGAGGGUAAGAGGUUCAAAGAAUCUGACACAAAAGAGGCCCUAAACACAGAUAGUGAAAAAUCUGAAAAAGGUGAAAAAAUUGACAAAGUUGAAAAAGCUGAAAAAGCUGAAAAAAAUAAAAAGCAAAACAAAAGGCGGAUUGACACCAUUGAAGGGAAUGGCAAAAUUUCUAAAAAUGCAAAUGAUGUUGGAAAAGAAUCAUCAAAGGGAAAUAUGAAUAUUACAAAUUUAAAUGAAGAAAAUAUAUCUCAUAAAAAUAAAAAACAAAAAACAAAAUGUAAUAAUAGUGUACAUUCAGAUGGGAAAGAAAGUGAUAUAGAAAGUCAAAGUUUAUCAAAAGGAAAUGAAACAACUUAUCAUUUAUUGAACGACCAAAUAAAAGAUAUAAAUUCAUCAACAAGUGAAGAAGCUACAUUAACUAGUGAAAUAUUUGGAGGUAAUGGAUUAUUAUCAACUAGCUUAAAUAGUAAUAAUGUUUUAGAUAAAAAUGAUCAUACUAAUGAAAAUAAUUUAUGUUUAUUUGCUAAAUAUAUUAAUAAAAUAAUUGAAAAUGUUGAAGCACGAAUUAUAAUAAAAAAUAAUGUAUGUGAAGGUGUAUAUUGUUUAAGACAAGCAGAUGGAUUAAAUAUUUAUCAAAAAAUUAGUGACAAAAUGAAAAAAAAAUAUAAACUAAAAAAUAUAAAAAAAGAAAAAAAUAUUAAAAUAAAUAACAAAAUCGUAAAUAUGACUCCCAUGAGAAGUAUAAGCAUAGAUUCAAAUAAAGGAAAAAUAUUCAUAAACAAUAAUAAUAAUAAUAAAGCAUAUCCAAAUAAUAUCAACACAAAUAAUAAUAAUAAUCAUACUCCUACUGUUGAACUCAAAAAGAGAGUAGACAUAAAUAAAUAUUCUUAUUUAUUUUAUAGAUUGCCAUUUUUUAUUUUUGGUAAUAAAUAUAUUAGUGAUAUAGAAAAUUUUAAAACCAUUUAUAAUAUUAGUGAAUUAUUUCAAAAUAAUAAUGAAAUUGUAGAUUCAAAAAAUAUUUUAACUGUUGUUGAAUUACUUAAGUCCUAUUCAAAUCAUGCAUUUUUUAAAAAAAAUCCAAAUGCAUUGAGACGCGCUUUCACGGAACGAGAUGAAAAAGCGUGGAAAAAAAAUCCUAACAAGCUAGUCAACAAUUCAGAGGAAUCAACUUUCCCAAACAAAGAUGCUCCCAAAGUUGCCAAUGUUGAGCAGGUUGAAAAUUGUGAAAAUGUUGAAAAUGGUGAGCAUGUUGAAAAUGGUGAGCAUGUUGAAAAUGUUGAGCAUGUCGAAAAUGCUGAGAAUGUUGAAAAUGGCGAGAAUGUUGAAAAUAGCAAUGUCCAUGAGUCCAAUGUAGUGACAGAUGCCGUGACAGAUGUUGUGGCAGAUGCUGAAAAUGGUGAGCAUGCUGAAAAUGUAGAGAAAAUUAAAGAGAGCGAGCGUGGAGAAGAAAAGAAUGCAACAACAUUAUGCUUGUCUAAAGGAAAUCCAAAUAAAAAACAAAAGAAAAAAGAAAAAAAGAAAAAUCGUAAUAACAAUAUAGAAGACGAAAAUAUAAAUAAAGAAUCCAAUCAUAAUGAAAAUCAAAAUUAUGAGCAAAAUAAAGAAACUCAAUAUUGUGCUAACAAAAGUUUUAAUAUAAUUUUUUGUUUAUUUGAUAAUGGUAGUAAUAUAUAUUUAUUAAUAUAUGAAUCUGAUAGUGAUAAUAGAAAAAAACAUGUAAAAAAAAAAAAAAAUGAAUUUAAUAAUAUCGAUUAUUAUUUUAAAGAGAUGUAUGAAACACUUCAUGGAAGUACAUAUAAAGAAGAUGCAUAUAAAAUUUUAAAAGCCAUAUUUUCUGCAAGCAAUAACAUGAAAAAUGUUUUAUGUAAUACUAGUACAGGAAAUAAAUCUGAUAAUAAAACUGGAGUGCCUAUUAAAUCAAAUAGUACUACUAAAUUAAGUAUAAAUAAAAUUAAUUCAACAAAUAUGGCAAUUAACAAUACACAAUCGUUAGCAAAUAAAAUAGUCCCAGUAAAAAAUAGUUUAAAUAGUUCUAAAAAUAAGAACAGUAAUAUGGGUGAUGAUGAAAUGAAUAGUCAUAGAAUAAAUGAAAUAAUGCUAAACAAAAGAUUGUUGCAAAAUAUUUUAUCAAAUUUUAAAUUCUUUAAUAUAACAAAAAAUAAAGGUUUAAAAUUAUCUAGUGUUUUUGAAUUAACUUAUUAUGAUUAUUUAUUUUUAAAAAAACAUAAAUUUUUUUAUUCAAAAAAAGGAGUAAAAAUAUAUGAUGCAUGUAAUAAUCCAUAUAAAUUAUUGUCUACUCAAAAAUAUUUAAAUAUAGAUUCAACUAAUAAUUCUAGUCUUGUUUUAAAACAGAAUGAAGAAUAUGAAGAUUUUAAAAGAAAUAAUAAUAUGUUAUCUUAUAAAUUUAAACAAAUUACAAACAGAUUUUAUUUAAAUCUCUGUGAUCCAAAUAAUAAUUCUUUCUACUUUCGAGGAAUACCACAAAGACCUGUCAACCCAUAUAAUUGUUUUGCAAACACAAAUAAUGCUUUAAGCCAUUUUAAUCUAAAAAAUUUAGAUUCCUAUACAAAAAAUUCUAAAGAUAUGUUAAUACCAAACAUGAGUUAUAUUAAAUUAGUACAAGGGAAUUAUAAUAAUUUAUUUGAACUUUUUGGAAAUAAAACUUUUGAACAUUUUUUUAUAGGAAAAAAAAUAGAUCAUACAAAAAAAAAAUAUAUAAAUGGCAAUUCAAAAGAUAAGAAAAUUAUGAAAAAACAUAUAUCAAAACAAAGAGGUAAAAAUAAAAAUAAAAAAAGUGUUACUACAAAUGUAGGUGAAAAAAUAAAUACUACUAUAAAUACAGAAGAUGUUGAUAAAAAUUCAAAUAAAUUAGAUACGCCAAUUAAUAGAACUGAUGAAAUAUGCACAAACAAGACUGUAGAAUGUACUAUUAAAGAAAAACAAAUAAAAAGUAUAAUUAAUGAAAAUACAAGGAACCUAUUAGAUGAUGUAAAUUUAAAUGAACGUAUUGAAGCGGCUAUUCAAAGAUACACCAAUUUACCACAUGAAAUGAGUACUAAUAACAAUAUUAUGAGCAUAGAUAGAAACAAAAAUAAACAAUGUAUUAAUAAUGAUUCUGUUUCUUGUAUUAAUUCAUUCAGUACUUAUGAUAUUUAUAAAAUAUUUUUAUUUGACAACUGUCAAAAUAAUAAAGUAGAAGAAGUUAAAGAUGAUAAUGAAAAUUUAGAAAAUGCUGAGGUGUCUCUCAUAAAUAAUCCUGAAAAAGAAGUAAGUAGUAGUCCCAUUGAUCAGGUUGAAAAUAAUGGUGAAAAUAAGGACGAACAAAAUGACCAAAUUGAAAAGGUAGAAAAGAAAAGUAUAGCCGAUUACCUACUAAACAAAUAUUCAUUAAACUGUUUUAGAAAUUAUAUCAUAAAUAAGAAACAAAAUGAAUUUUUUUAUAAAAAUGUAAAAAGUUAUAUAAAUUCGGUGGAAAAAGAACAACUAUUUUCAGAUAUAAAUAAUAUAUUAUCUUUUUGUAAUAAUGAAAAAAAAUAUAUGAACACCAAUAAACUUAGUGAUAUUUAUUCUAAAUCGAAAAAUAUGCACAGUUUUGAUGUCAAUGAUCAAUAUAAUCUCACUAGUUAUUAUGAUAAUGGUCAAGAAAAAUAUGGCAAUAGUAUUUAUCAAAAUUUUAAUACAACAUUUUCACCUAAUAGCAAAUUUAAAUUCUAUAACGAUGAAUCAAAAGAUAGUUCCCCAUCUAAAAGUGGAAAAAAAAAUAAUAAACAUCUUUUAAAUGAUAUUAAAAAAAGUCCAAGCAAAGAAAAAGAUAUAAAUAUUUCACCCAAAAAAAUAAUUGAAGAGUAUAAAAAUCCAGAAAAUUUCAAUUAUGCAAUUGAUAAUAAUAUGAAAAAUUUGAAAAAAUUAUAUCAUAGCAUAAAUAAAGAUGUUGUAAAAAAUAAAUUAUUAUUAGUCAAUAAAAUUGUAGAAGAAAAUCAUGAAUAUACUAUAUCAGAUAUGCCUAUGUAUGUUAAUCUUAUUUUUUAUAAAUAUCUAUGUGUAAAUAAUUGGAAUCACUUGAUACAUAGUUUGAAGGAAAGUUUUAUAAGACAAGAAAUAUUUUUUUUAAGUCAACCAGAUGCUAAAACUUUCAAAAAGGAUCAACCAAAUAAUACUAACACUUCUCAAGAAAGUAAUAAAAAUGAUGAAAUAAAAAAAACAUCCACUAAAUCUGUUUCAGAUUCACAGCAAAUAGAACAGCAAUGUGCACAAGAAGGGGAUUCUAAAAAUGGGUCGACUCCAACUAAAUCAGACUCUAAAGAAAAGGAAAUAAUAGUUGAUUCUGUACAAAAAGAAGAAAAAGUAAGUGAUCAUAAUAAAAGUGAGGAAAAAGGAAAAGAUUCUAAAUCAGGAAAAGAUAGCAAAACAGGAAAAGAUAAUAAAACAGGAAAAGAUAAUAAUAAAACUGGGAAAGAUAAUAAAAAUGGAAAAGAUAAUAAAAAUGGAGAAGUAAGUGAUAAAAAAAGUGAUGCAUUAUGUAGUGUGUGUUUUUAUAAAGAAGAUAGUAAUAUAAAUAUUAUGUACAAAUGUGCAAAUUGUUCUGUACAUGUUCAUAAAUAUUGUUAUGGUAUUUAUCAUAAAGGAAAAGUUGAAGAUUUUUUAUGCGAUAAAUGUAAAUUUAGUAAAUAUUUAAUAAAAAUGUAUCAAAGUGAGUUCAAUUCAAAUCAAUCAAAUAAUUUAAAAAAUAAAAAAAAAAAACAAAAUUCAAGUGCCAAUUCAAAAUAUGGGUUAAGCAAUAGUAGUAUCGAUAAUACAUGUUAUGGUACUAAUAUAUUAAGUGUUCAUGAAUUUAAUUACUUUAACAAUAAGAUAAAUAAUUUAUUUAGCAAUGCAAAUAAUAAUAAUUCGGAAAUUAAAAAUAAAAACUCAUCAAAUGGAAAUAAUAAUAUGAUACUCUUUGAAAAAGUAAUAAAAAGUGUUGAAGAUAGUUGUUGUUAUAUUUGCAAAAAAAAUGGUGGAGCUUUAAAAAAAACAACAAACAAACAUUUUGUUCAUGUUUUUUGUGUUUUAUUUUUUAUAUUAAAAGUAUUUUGUUUAAAUGUUUAUAAUCUAAGUUUUUGGGAUAUAAAUAAUUUGAAAGCAUAUGAAAAAGUAUGUUUUAUAUGUAACAAAAAGGGGGCUGUUGUAAAAUGUGCAUGGAAAGGUGAAAAUAAAAAUAAGGAAGCAAAAAAUAGUGAGGAGUCAAAAAAUGAAAGUACUACCUUAUCUACUAAUUCCGAUUUAAAUGAUACUAAAAAAGAGAACAUAUCUGAGCAACCUAAAAAUAAUGAAAAUUGUUGUGAUAAAUAUUUUCAUCCAUUAUGUGCAUAUUUAGAGGGAUACCAUAUGAAUGUUGAAAUAUAUGAAGACAAAUUUGUAAAUAUAUAUUUUUAUGACAAUUGUUUUUCUUUAUUUAGUUUUAUAACACAUUGCAAUAAUCAUAUACCCAAAGAUUCAUAUCAGAAUAGAGAAUUUGUUAAAGAAAAAAGAACAUCAUUAUAUAUUAAGAAUAUUACAAGCGAAGGUAGUUCAAAUAAUAAAAUAAGUGAAAAACUUCAAAAAAUUAAAAUAAAAAAUGAAACACCAACUAAAAAUAAUACUAAACCUUCUACUCCUAUACGAAAUCAAUCGCAAACAAAUAUUUCCACCUCUUCACCAAAUAAAGAUGGAACAACUACAAGUACAAUAAAGAAAGAAGAUAAAUAA
This is a messenger RNA of Plasmodium vinckei vinckei, 10584 nucleotides long. Its product is annotated as phd finger protein, putative. The transcript has a single exon. Lineage: Eukaryota; Apicomplexa; Aconoidasida; Haemosporida; Plasmodiidae. Bases 1 to 10584 code for a protein of 3527 amino acids. The record is from RefSeq and is a predicted model, not a curated record. Gene Ontology annotation, biological process: regulation of transcription by RNA polymerase II.